Messenger RNA from Ornithorhynchus anatinus (platypus), 3414 nucleotides. RefSeq names its product tip elongation aberrant protein 3-like. Bases 442 to 1797 code for a protein of 451 amino acids. Gene Ontology annotation, cellular component: cytoplasm; Golgi apparatus. Gene Ontology annotation, molecular function: protein binding. The transcript is spliced from 10 exons. The record is from RefSeq and is a predicted model, not a curated record. NCBI's taxonomy places the organism in Eukaryota, Metazoa, Chordata, Mammalia, Monotremata, Ornithorhynchidae.
CCCACCCUGCUGCCCUGCCUUGCUGCCCUGUCACGGAGCCAAUCUCCCGCCAGUGUCGGGCUCAGGGCCCCUUCUGCUGGAGGCGCGGAGGCCCCGCCAACGUGGGCAGGCCUGAGGUCAUUAAAUGGUUGUUCAACUCCCUGUUGUUUCUUCGUGACUCCAAGGAAGAGCCAGUGAACCCCUCCUCCUCCAGGCUGUUUUCAGGAACGGAAAGAAACUGUUCCCCAAUGUGGAAAUGUAGAGUGAAACUGAGGCUCAGGUUUCUCCUUGAGCAAGUCAGUCAUACAGCAGACACUUGAAGACUUUCCAGUUUCGACACUCGAGUCACCGAAAAUCCUGGAUUAAGAAGGUGACUGUCAAAGCGUUUCCGGUAUCCCCCCGUGGUGUGCCAGCGACUUUCUUCAGCCAAAGAGUGGCCAUAGUGAGAGCCCGCGCUGCCAUAUGGCAACAGAGCUAGGCGGGGGCUCCUGGGAGCCUCUGCCGCAGAGUCAGCCCUGCCCCUGCGAUCGCUUCAAACAUGCCUGCUGCCUCUGGGGAGGCUUCGUCUACCUCCACGGGGGACGGCGGAACUGCAGCCUGAGUGACUUCUGGCGCUACAGCCCAGAGAGGAAUGCAUGGGAGAUAUUGGACUGUUCGGGAAGAGCCCCAGAAGAACUAGAAGAACAUUCAAUGGUGGCAUAUCGGGGCACCAUCUAUGUGUUUGGUGGCAUGGUGGAGUCAGCUUUCAGCCAAAGGAAAACCCCCCUCUGGAUGUACGAAAUAGAUGCUUCAAGAUGGACUGAAUGGCAGAAGCCAGGAUCAGCGCAGUGGGACACAUCAGGAACACAUCGCUCCCCUCCUCAAACAUCUCCUUGGCUUCCUGCUGCGCCUCGUACCAAACAAAACCUUCCGAUUCUCACCUUCCAGCUUCUCCAUCAGCAGGCUGCCUCCUACUCUGCCUGCUCUCUUCUGCUGCUGCAGCCUGCCCAAGCUCUUCAUACUUCACUUCCUUGUUCCCAAGGAGACAGAAGAGCUCCCCUAAAAAAAACAAGGGAGUGGGCCCCUCUGUCUCUCGCCCCGGGCGACCCCAGCCCAGGGCCCCGCCACGGACAUUCGGCUGUAGUUUACGGUUCGGGCAUGUACCUCUUUGGAGGACUGAUGGGGCUGAUGGAACAGAAGGACUUCUGGAGGUGGAACUUCACCAGCAGUACCUGGUCCAACAUCAAGGCCAUACUUGGCCCCCCCAAAGUAGUGGGGCAUUCGUCUCUCAUCUUUCAAGACGCCAUGCUGAUUGUUGGUGGGGGGAUCCCCAACUCCGGUCCCCACAGUUCCAUGUGGCGGUUUGAUUUUGGCUCCCACGUCUGGAAGAGGCCGGCCAGGCCCUUCGACACUAUUCCCGCACCCAAGACCCAUCUCUGCGUUGUGGGCUUGGGCAGGGGAUUCCAACCGACAGUCCCGCAGGCCUCGUCCACAACCCUCAGCCUCCCGCAGCCCCCGCGGUGGAGGGCACCUUGGAAGAGGCCGGGAGGCUUCAGCAUCCCUGGCGAGCACAGUGCUGAGAUAGAAAUGAAAAUUCUGACACAGACAUUUAGCCAGAAUUAUUCUGCAAACCAAGCACAAAAAUUAACCAAGGAGGAGCCUCUUCCCCAUCCCAGGACAGAGGCCGCAGCUGAAGGUUUUCAGGAAGAGAGAGGGACCAAGGAGAGUCCCUUGACUUCAGCCUCUAAUGAGCUUCCUGUAAUGCUGAUGAUUGGCGGGAAGCCCCUGGCCAGCUCCGCUGAAAUCACCCUGUGGCGCCUGAAGUUCCCUGACAAUUGAAGGUGAGGGCAGUACCGAAGGGAACGGGAGUGAUUCUCUGCUUCUGGACCAAGCCCGUGCUUUUCCUCUGGGAGAGAGUUGUUCCGCUGAUCCCCUCCUGCACACGCUCGUCGACUCCGGGCUCCACCACUCUAGACCCCCGACUGGACCUACUUCUCAGGCCUCAGCUACCUCAGGGCUGGUGAUGAGGGUCUUUCCGUAGCCACUGCCAAGUUAGAACCUUGGAGACCUGGCCUCCGGAACUCACCUGUCCUUUUCUUUGGGGUUUGAUUCCUAAGGUGAGGAGGGAGGAUUUUUCUGUAGGCAGUUGGGGUCUCAGUCCAUCUCCUCAGUCACACCCACUCUGCUCUGGGUUUUUUGUGUAACUGUACAGUCUGCUGCAAUUGGCCAUCUUGUCCAAAGACAGCCGGCUGCUCCAAUAUUCUUCCAUCUGAAUGUAAAUCCGCCUGAGCCGGUGACCACCCGUGGGUGAGACUAUGGGCAAGAAGUUUAGCCAUCCCCGCCCAUCGCUCUGGGGACCUAGCGGACCACCCAGCUUUGGUCUUCCCAAAGAGCUCAAGCUGAGCUUGUUUUGCCAUGUAGCUGCUUACUACUCCCAACCACUCCACUAGGCAGGUCUCCCGGAAAGAAAAUGUGCAGGAGCCCUUGCCAAAGGGGGUGAGUGGAGUUGGUCAUCAACAGAAGACUCUGUUCCUUAGCUCAGAGGGGGAGCCCAGGGCAGCUCUUGCUAGGCUGCUCAACUAGAACGAAAAAAAGGAAGCAGAUAAUCCUGGCCUAAAAGCGAUCGCAAGGAUGACAUCGCUCUGGUCCCAGGAGGGUUUCACAUUUCAGUGCUGCGCUUCCAAGUUACCACCACCAUCUCUUGCCCUGCCUUCACCAAUUCCCGCUCAGGUUCUCCCCACCCGAUUCAGUAGCCUCGGGUGGAUCUUCCCUUAUAGAGGGAUGGAACCAAUUCACUCAACGCCCCCUGCACAUUCCUCAUGCUGUCCGCCGCAUCACCCCAUAGAGGCAAAGGUCUAACAGCAACGGGUUUCCACGAGAGAGAAACGAUGACCUUGGGGGUUUAGCUCUCCCCUGCAUGGCCCGCAUUCUUCGACCUGCCCCCUGCAUACCUGGGCCCUCCCCAACUCCCUAUUAGCCCCCGUACUGGCUCCAGAGGACAGGUUGGAAGCUUGUCUGUAUAGAAAAACGUCUUGAGAUGCCCCUGGCCAAAGCUAAGCUUGUCAGGGAAUGUAUUUCUUCCACCUGGUGGAAAUAUUCCUGCAUACCAGCAUGUCGGAGUUUUACUGCCGUAUCCCUGGCUGGACCAAGAGGACACAAGAGGGAUUGAGCUUUAGUUUGUAAGCAGAUAUAAUAACAGUAUUUAAACAGUGAUACGUAUUUAUUUAUGUGGGCAACGAACCAUUUCAGUAUUGAUCUGAUAUCUUAAAGUUUUAGCUGACAGGGGUGAGGUGGGAGGGUAACCAGAGCUGCUUUAAAAUUUCAAUAAAAAAUAUUUUACUGUCAUUAUUCUUGUCCAUCUUCCCCCUUAUUAGCAAAGACACAAUAUCACCAUCUCCUAAUUAACCACCUGAUGUCUUGACAGGAAAUAAAAAAUGAACAUGCUCUCCUAUCAAA